GUCGAGCCUGGGACGGCCACAAGUUUCCGACUUGACAGAUCAUCUGAGCCGCUACUUCAAAGGCUCGCGGCGACGAUCUGGAGAGAGCGUCAAUGACUAUAUCUCUCGUAAAUCGGAGAUAUACCUUCGGGCGUGCCAGGCCCUUCAACGCGUGAGUCCACUACAGAAGGUGCGGACUACACCAACUACGAGCGCUACGACGUGGACGCCGACAUGGAGCCGGAGAUCCAGCUAUGACGCAGGGGACAAUGAGGCCGAGGAGGAGAACAACACCGGCGGGAACGCCGGUGGGAAUGCCGCACCCGAGCAAGGACAAUGGUGGGAGGACCAACGUUCCAACUGGUCGGGCGGAUGGAGCUCCAGCUGGUGGGGAUCUCAGUGGUCAUGGUCGUCAUACCAGGACUAUGGAGACUACGAGCGCGAGGCUGCGGUUCCCGAGCUACUUCCCGACUAUGUCCAAGGGUGGUACUUGCUCCACGACUCGGGGCUAUCAGGCCACGAACGUAACGUGGUGCAGACGGCCUUACAGGGCGACUUCUCGGUGGCCCGAGUCGCACAAGAGCUCAGGAACCAGUGUGCGGUGUUGGACAGCCAAAGGCGUGACUUUGGCAAUCGCGGCAGCAGCUACCUCGGCGACAUCCAGGAGAACGAAGCCGAGGAGAAUGCCACCAUGGACGACAGCUUCCUCGGGGACCUUCCGGACGAGGAGAUGGAGGCCUGGGAGACGGCCGAGAACGAGGACAAACUCCGGAAGCUCAUCGUCGACGCCGCCGAGACCUCGGCCAAAGCGGCGGAGCAGGUGGAGGCAACCUCUUCCUUCAUCUGCUACAACGACGUGCUGGAGGACCAGAGUGCCAUGGCAACCGAGGUCGAGGCAGCUUUCAUGCAGGGCGUGAGCACCGCGGAAGCCGUGGCUCAGGGCAAGGCGGUGAUCGAUGGAGGAGCCACAAGGACUUUGGCAUCGUGUGCAGCGAUGGAGGCCAUCAUGGCGCUGAAUGCAAAGAAGAAUGGACACAAUGGCCUCCUGAAAUUGGACAAGCAAGACUGCCCAACAUUUGGUUUCGGCAACGGCGAGUCCAACAAAUGCACGGCCACGGUUCAGUUGGCCAUCCGCGCCGAUGAGAAGCCAGGUGCACUGACAGUGCACUGCCUCGACCAAGGCGGCGGACCUUUGCUUCUCUCAGUGGAAGCACUUCGACGCCUCAAAGCAGUGAUAGAUUUUAGUGAGGAUUUAGUUUGCUUUAGGGCUCUGGACGUAGAAAAACUGAUCCCUCUGGAAAGAUCCCAAACUGGCCAUCAACUUUUGCCAGUCACCGAAGACCUCUACAAGCAUAGCUUGAACACCAAAAGCGUGAUUCCAAGCUUGAGGGAUUAUGUACAGCAGUCCAUUUAG
This is a messenger RNA of Symbiodinium sp. CCMP2456, 1393 nucleotides long. The record is from the annotation of a GenBank genome assembly. NCBI's taxonomy places the organism in Eukaryota, Dinophyceae, Suessiales, Symbiodiniaceae.